UUUAAAUAGAAUCUAAAAGUGAAGUGGAAACAAAAUGAAAACGACACAUUGCCUCAGCUUCCCCCAUACGCUAAAACCCAGUACACCAAGAUCCAGCGCACAAAACUAGGGUUUUUUAAAAUCCGCGCCAUAAGCCAAACCAGUUUCACACACAAAAUGGCAAAGGAAGACGAGAAUCCGACGACUCCGCUGGCCGCGAAACUCAACCCGAGCCCUAAUUCCGCUCAGAAUGAACCCAGAAAUGGCUGCAUCAGCCACAAUAACGACACCAAUUCUAGAAAUGCGCACGGUGCAGAAGAUUUUAUAUCGUCAGUGGCCGCGAAAACCGCCGCCCAGCCGCUUCACUAUUCCGAUCCCGAUGUUUGGGGCGUUCUGACCGCGAUAUCUGACAAGGCACGCAAGCGGCAACAGGGGAUGAAUAUGCUUCUGACUUCUGAUGAACACUGCAUCGGCCGGCUAGUAGAUGAUGCUCGUUUCCAGAUCAUUUCACCUGCAGUUAGUGCUCAUCAUUGCAAGAUUUUUCGGAAGAGGACCUCUGCUGAAGAUACAGAACAUCAAUCAGACAACUGCUCUUCUGUGUUCUUAAAAGAUUCUAGCACGAAUGGGACAUAUUUAAACUGGGAAAAGUUGAAUAAAAGUAGCUCUGAAGCAAAACUAUGUCAUGGAGACAUUAUUUCAAUAGCUUUUGCUCCCCAACACGAACUUGCUUUUGCAUUUGUCUUUCGAGAAGUUCAGAAAUCCUCCCGUGUAUCUGAUGGCGGAUUUCUAAAGAGAAAAUCAGGAAUACGGUGCUGAGACAAGAGAUUGAAAGGAAUCGGCAUUGGAGCUUCUGAUGGUCCAAUCUCUCUUGAUGAUUUUCGGAGCCUUCAAAGAUCAAACACGGAACUCAGAAAAAGUCUGGAAAAUCAAGUUGUGACGGUUGAAUCCUUGCGCAAUGAAAACCGCGCUGCUAUUGAGAAGCAUGAAAUUGAAAUGAAGGAGUUGAAAGAAUCAGUAUCAAAAUCAUAUCAUGACCAGAUCAGUCAGUUAAACCAGUCUUUGGAGGCUAAAGACAAAGAACUAACAGAGUUGAAUAAAAUGUCUGCUGAGCAAAAACAUGGGAUUGAGGACCUUACUGAAAGACUUAGUGCAUCUAUGCAGUCAUGCAUUGAAGCCAAUGAAAUAAUUAAUAGCCAAAAGAUGUCUAUAUCAGAACUGAAAGCUCUAUUAGAUGAAGAGCGCGAUCAGAGGAGAGAGGAGCGCGAGAAAGCUUCUGUAGAUAUGAAAAUGGCGAUACAGAGAGUUCAAGCUGAGGCCACAGAGGAAAUACAACGAGCAUCAGAUAGCGCCUUGAGACGAGAGAAGGAGCAACAAGAAAUGAUAAAUAAGCUUCAGGAGGCGGAGAAAGAAAGGUGUUUAUUGGUGGAAACUUUGAGGUCCAAAUUGGAAGAUACUAGACAAAAGUUGGUCAAGUCUGAAAAUAAAGUGCGUCAGUUGGAGGGUCAAAUCCACCAGGAGCAGCAAGCUUCUGCCAGUAGCAGAAAAAGGGUUGAGGAACUUGAGCAUGAAAGCAAAAGAUUGAGGAAAGAACUUGAACGUGAAAAGCAGUCAGCUCGGGAAGAAGCAUGGGCAAAGGUCUCUGCUCUUGAACUUGAGAUCAGUGCUGCAAUGCGGGAUCUCGAUUUCGAAAGACGCAGACUAAAAGGGGCUAGGGAGAGAAUUAUGCUCCGCGAAACUCAGCUUCGUGCUUUCUAUUCCACAACAGAAGAGAUAUCGGGGUUGUUUGCAAAGCAGCAGGAACAACUCAAGGGAAUGCAGAAGACCCUAGAAGAUCAAGAGAAUUACGAAACCACAUCAAUCGACAUUGACCUCAAUCCAAUCGACGAAAACGAAAACCAAUCAACAAUCAGAAACAACGGAGACGCAAAUCAAAGAAGCAACAAUAACAGCACAUCCAAGACAGAGAAUCAAGCCGAGGAAGAAUCGUCCAGUGACGAAGCAAGCAUGACUGAGAAGCACGAAUGCAACCCCAAAAGCCAAGAAAACAACCAAGAAGACACACAGGAAGUAGAAUUCAACGGUAACAAUGUUAAGGGCGCGUUUGGCUCCGAUAUUAACGGAGAUGCCAUUGGAACCGAGCAAAUCCCUGACACAGAGGGCUUCGCCACGUCACCAGCCACCGCAGUUGAAACCGAGCGAGUUCUCGAAACCGAAAUUGAAAUCGAUUUGAAUAAAUGCAGCAGCAAAUUGGAUGGAGAUACAAUGGAUGUAGAUAAUAAUGAAAUGGAAGAAGACACAGAUGGUGGUGGAGGUGGGACAAUAAAAACUACAGACCUUUUGGCUUCGGAAGUUAUGGGUAGCUGGGCUUGCAGCACUGCACCUUCGGUGCAUUGUGGAGAGAAUGAUAAUUCCUCAGGCGAAUGUGCUGUAGCUGCUGUUAUGCAAGAUUCGAGCAGUCUUGUGGCGGAGAGUCAGCAUAUUCCGGCGACCAAGGGUGAAGAUCCCCGGAGGAGAAACGAGGAGCGGCGGGCGCUUAGUGAGAUGAUUGGCAUCGUUGCUCCUGAUUUGAAGGAGCAGUUCAGUUGUGCUGUAGAAAGUGACGGUCGAGUGGGGUCUGAAAGAGGGGGGGCUUGUUCUAAUUCCGAUACCGAAGAUUGCAGCGAUGCUGAUGUGGAUGGUCGGAGUAAAGACGUUGCUCGAGAAGUAUCGGAUGCUGAGACAGUUGAUAGUGACGGGGUAAGCUCCGAUGAUGAUACACAACAAGAUUCGAUUGGAUGAUGAAAGAAAUUUUCGAAUCUAGAAUGAGUUUGUUCGUUAGUUUUCAUGUAUAGCCUUUAUUUUUUUAUUAAUUUUUUUUCUGGUGUUUCGUAGAGUGUAAAUCUACAGUUUAGGAGUAGUUGACAAUGAUUAGAUUUGAGGUUUGAUUUGUUUGUAGAGUUAUCUUUGUAGAUGUCUCUAUUGAGGCAUUGCAAAAAUUGUAGUAUUGUACUGAUGAUUUUCUUUUUUUUUUUCUCCAUUU
Molecule: messenger RNA, 2998 nt
Organism: Erythranthe guttata (spotted monkey flower)
Lineage: Eukaryota; Viridiplantae; Streptophyta; Magnoliopsida; Lamiales; Phrymaceae
Source: RefSeq, a predicted model, not a curated record